CCCGUGCCCUCCUUUUUCCCCCCCUCCUGCGCUCCCCGACACAUCAUGGCGCUCUCCGCCGAUCCUUGCUUCCAGCGGCUGGCCGAAUGGCAGCGGGCCCACGCCGGGCAGCUGGUGCUGCGGAAGCUCUUCGAGGCCGACCCCGAGCGCUUCCACAAGUUCAGUGUGACCCUGAAGACAGAGAAUGGGGACAUCUUGGUGGACUAUUCGAAGAAUCUUGUUACAGAAGAAGUUAUGAAGCUGCUGGUGGAACUGGCCAAAUCGAGAGGCGUUGAAAAAGCUAGAGAGCAAAUGUUCACUGGAGAAAAAAUCAACUUCACUGAGAACCGAGCUGUGCUUCACAUCGCUCUCCGGAAUCGCUCCAAUACUCCAAUCCUCGUUGAAGGCAAAGAUGUUGUUCCAGAAGUCAACAAAGUAUUGGAGAAGAUGAAGAAUUUCUGUCAGAAAGUCCGUAGUGGAGACUGGAAGGGCUAUACUGGAAAAGCCAUCACGGACGUGGUCAACAUUGGCAUUGGUGGUUCUGAUUUGGGGCCCCUCAUGGUGACCGAAGCGCUGAAGCCUUACUCCAAGGGAGGCCCUCGUGUUUGGUUUGUGUCCAACAUUGAUGGCACCCACAUGGCCAAAACUCUGGCGGAGCUGAAUCCUGAGACAGUGCUCUUCAUCAUUGCCUCCAAGACUUUUACCACUCAAGAAACCAUCACGAAUGCUGAAACUGCCAAAGAAUGGUUCCUUCAAGCUGCUAAAGAUCCUUCUGCUGUGGCCAAGCACUUUGCUGCCCUCUCUACCAAUGGGCCUAAAGUCAAAGACUUCGGAAUUGACACUGCAAAUAUGUUUGAGUUUUGGGAUUGGGUCGGUGGACGUUACUCCCUAUGGUCAGCCAUUGGCCUCUCCAUUGCUCUGCAUAUUGGUUUUGACAAUUUUGAGAAACUGCUGGCAGGAGCCCAUUGGAUGGACAACCACUUCCGCUCAGCUCCCUUGGAGAAGAAUGUCCCCGUUCUGCUGGCGAUGUUGGGGGUCUGGUACAUCAACUGUUACGGCACAGAGACCCAUGCGCUGCUGCCCUAUGACCAGUACAUGCACCGCUUUGCUGCUUACUUUCAGCAGGGGGAUAUGGAAUCGAAUGGGAAGUACAUCACAAGGAAAGGCACCCGUGUGAACUAUAAUACUGGACCAAUUGUGUGGGGUGAACCUGGAACCAAUGGGCAGCAUGCCUUCUAUCAGCUGAUUCACCAAGGUACUCGCAUGAUCCCUUGUGACUUUCUGAUUCCAGCCCAGACCCAGAAUCCAAUCAGAAAUGGCCUGCAUCACAAGAUUCUUCUGGCCAACUUUCUCGCUCAAACAGAGGCAUUAAUGAAAGGGAAGACGACAGAGGAGGCCCGCCAGGAGUUACAAGCCGCUGGACUAAGUGGAGAGGCUCUGGAGAAGCUCCUUCCACAUAAGGUCUUUGAAGGAAACCGCCCAACCAAUUCCAUUGUCUUUACUAAACUUACUCCAUUCAUUCUUGGAUCCUUAAUUGCAAUGUAUGAACACAAGAUCUUUGUUCAAGGAAUUGUAUGGGAUAUUAAUAGCUAUGACCAGUGGGGUGUUGAGCUUGGAAAACAAUUGGCCAAGAAAAUUGAGCCUGAACUGGCAACUGAUGCACCAGUCACCUCCCACGAUGGCUCAACUAACGGGUUAAUCGCCUUCAUCAAGAAGCACCGAGCCUGACCGCAACAGGCUGCAUGGCUGAUGCCCAGAUCAGUGUUGUAGCUGCUGCUUUUGUUAGCCACUUCCCAGGCCAGACUUCCCAAGAGUUCCGGCCUCAUUGUUCUUCAUGGUUAGCUUUGUUGUAUCGGAAGCAGUGUUUGUAAAGGAACCCUUACAAAAUCUAGAAACUUGACCUAGUGACUGUUUCAUGGCAACUGUGAUGUGCAGAGCACCGCAUCCCUUCCGUGUCAGUCCCCGUGCUUGGCCCUGCUGCGGAGACGGGAGCAGCCUGUAGAAGGUGGUUAAACCUUUUCCGUGUUGUCUUGUGAAGACCCAGCCUUACAUGCACUGAAAUAAACCAGAAUUAAUCAUCACA
Thamnophis elegans (Western terrestrial garter snake) is the source of this 2062-nucleotide messenger RNA. It is a transcript of the gene GPI, whose product is annotated as glucose-6-phosphate isomerase. Gene Ontology annotation, biological process: glucose 6-phosphate metabolic process; gluconeogenesis; glycolytic process. Lineage: Eukaryota; Metazoa; Chordata; Lepidosauria; Squamata; Natricidae. Gene Ontology annotation, cellular component: cytosol. Gene Ontology annotation, molecular function: monosaccharide binding; glucose-6-phosphate isomerase activity; carbohydrate derivative binding. Bases 46 to 1707 code for a protein of 553 amino acids. The record is from RefSeq and is a predicted model, not a curated record. The transcript has 18 exons.